GGGAGCUCUAGCCAAUGGGAUUGCCGCGCUGAAGCCGGGCGACGGUUAAACGGCUUUUUCCAGAAGUCGUUGGCUCGGCAUUUGGCGGCGGGAGCCGGCUGAGGAUGAACCCGUUAACGAAAGUGAAGUUGAUCAACGAGCUCAACGAGCGCGAGGUCCAGCUGGGGGUGGCGGAGAAGGUGUCCUGGCACUCCGAGUACAAGGACAGCGCCUGGAUCUUCUUGGGAGGACUUCCUUAUAUAAUGACUGAAGGGGAUGUUAUCUGUUUUUUCUCCCGGGAGUGCUUCAGAGGUUCCUCCUUUCCCUAUUUUGGCAUCACUCUUGACAGCAGUUGGAGGACCGUACAUGUGUCUUACUCGAACUUUGUCAAGACCCUGAACAAAUGAUCUGAUGCUCUUCGUGUUCCUGGAGUGAGCAGAAGCCACUGGGCUACACUAGCAUGCAGACAGGGACAAAUGGAGACAUUACUGGUGCCCGCUCAAGCAAAUUGAUGAGCAACAGGAUGAAAAGUGAUACAAGUGAUACUACUUUACUUUACUUUUAAGUUCAUCAUCAGUGACACUAAACAUCUUUCAUAGAUCAACAGGUCAUUAUUUCCUUUAGUAUGUUAUAUACUUUGCCUAUUUUUUUUCUAGUGGUGUGUUCCUUGUUAGUGAUUUUACAAGCCUCUUUGAUAGAAUAUGGAUAUUGGUUUUGUUAUGCCAUUUUAUCAUGUAUUAAUUGGUUUUUAAAAAUGUGACACAUACUAGACUCGAGAGAGUACAUAGAUUAAGUUCCUUGCCUUUUGUACCAGUUUAGGCUACAGUAGUGGUUUGAAUUUGGGCACUUUAUAUGAUUCCUUGAACAUAGAGUCAAAAGUUGCCACUGACCUCUCCUGGGUAUCCUUCUCCCCCCCAUUCCUCCGCCCCAAUUUGAUGUGUGCUAAUACUGUGCCAUUCUUUCAUGUUAAGAAGUUUCCAAUUUGAGGUCUAUAGAGUCCUUUAAACCAGUUCCUAUACUGUUUCUUUGAUUUUUAUCUUGAAAUAGUACUUAUAUUUUCUUUCUUAUAGUUCAUGUUAGUGUAUUUUAUAGUUUUAUUUCAGAUUUAAUACAGAAAAGUUAUAAAAUGUAAGGAAUGUCACUUUCCCUUGAGCCAAAUCUCCACAUUGUACACAUUUGUUAUUUCCAUUUUUACCUGUUUUCAUGUUUUCUGAUUUUGCUAAAUUAUCUGAAAGUCCAUUGCAAGACAUGAUUUGUAUGUUUGGGCCAUACCUGGCAAUGCUCAGGGAUUAUUCCUGGCCUGCACUCAGGAAUUAUUACCUGGUUGUGCUUGGGGUACCACAUGGUAUGCUGGGGAUCGAACUCCAGUCACAAGGCAAGUGCCUUUGUACUACUCUCCAGCCCAAUACCAAAAUCCUUCAGUUUGUUUUUCAAAAGAACAAGGCCAUCAGGAAAUCAACACUGAUACAGAACUAGUAUGUAACCUUUCGGUUUUAUUCAGUUUCACCAUCUGUCUCAUAAAGCCCUUUUUUGUUUCUGGGCCAUGCCCAUUGGUGCUUAGGGGCUACUUCCAGCACAUGCUGGGGUCAUUCUCACUGGUGCUCAGGGGACCAUGUGGUGCUGGUGAUCAAACCUGAGUCUCCAGCAUGCAGUGCAUUUGUACCAGCCCUUUGAGCCAUCUCCCCAGCUUGCUGAUAAUCUCUUUACUGUAGGAGAAAAAAUUGCUUUAUGGUCCUUGAGCUGUCAUGUAAAUUAUAAUUAUCUCUUAAUCUUUUUGAUUUUUCCAGAGAGAAAGUUCGAGGGUUAAUGUGCUUGCCUUGCACGUAGCUGACCGUGUUUUCAUCACCAGCACCACAGAUGAUCCCUUGAGUGCUGCUAGAAUGACCCCUGAGCUUAGAGCUAGGAGUAGUGCUCGAGGUUCACUGGGUAUCAUAUGAUCAAACUCAUUUUUGAGGGUGUUUGUUUUUUAAAAGUUUUUGUUGAGUAUUGAUAACAGGGUCUCACAAGUGCUAUAUAUGCUGAGCCACAUUCCUGGCCUCUAUAAGUUUUAGUGCAUAGAAUUUUGUAAUCAUCUCCUGAAUUAGAAUGGAGAGCAGUUCCUCUUCCCUUUGAUUUUAUUUCUCUAUUUUUUAAAAUUUUAUUGAAUCACUGUGAGAUAGUUACAAGCUUUCAUGUUUGGGCUACUGUCACACAAUGAUCAAACACCCAUCCCUCCACCAGUGGACAUUCCUCACCACCAAUA
This is a messenger RNA of Sorex araneus (European shrew), 2221 nucleotides long. RefSeq names its product RNA-binding motif protein, X-linked 2-like. The coding region runs from base 105 to 386 and encodes 93 amino acids. Gene Ontology annotation, biological process: mRNA splicing, via spliceosome. The transcript has 5 exons. Lineage: Eukaryota; Metazoa; Chordata; Mammalia; Eulipotyphla; Soricidae. Gene Ontology annotation, cellular component: catalytic step 2 spliceosome; precatalytic spliceosome; U2 snRNP. The record is from RefSeq and is a predicted model, not a curated record.